Molecule: messenger RNA, 2600 nt
Organism: Cutaneotrichosporon oleaginosum
Lineage: Eukaryota; Fungi; Basidiomycota; Tremellomycetes; Trichosporonales; Trichosporonaceae
Source: RefSeq, a predicted model, not a curated record
CACGCAACACACCUGCUUUUUCUGCAACGCACAACGCACAACGCGGACCAGACGCUGUCUUCUUGUAUGGCAUGAAGCUCCACCGCGAUGUGUCGGAGCACCCCACAUCCGGCGGGCUGACCGAGCUAGUUGACGCCCAACAGGAUGCCGACAUCGAGAAGGACACAGCCGCGGAUCUACAAUUGAUAACAGUCCUCUCAGCGCUGCGAAACGGAUAUUUGCCCUCCAACGUCCAGCUCUACGGCUGGCUUGACCGCGUGUCGUCCCUCAGCGCCGAUGAUGCUCUAUCCGGCGAGACGGCCGCAGCAUUGGCCGCACUCAAGAACCUCGGUGACACGCUGCGGAGAGUGUUGGCCGAGAAGAACGGCGACGAGCUGCUGCAGGACACGGUGUGGAUGGCGUGGUACGAGACGCGGAGUGGUAGCGAACGCGCGCACCUCCGAGCCACACUCCCUGUCGCCCCGCCGGCAGGGGAGGGAGUCACAGGCGGGGAACACGAUCGGUCCUUCGAGGACGCCCUUGCGCGCGAUGUUGACGCUGCUGCGCGUAAGGCGGGCGACCGUGAUGGCGAGCUGCGUGAGGCCGUUGGGCAUAUUCGCACCCUGGGGACGAUCCUCUUCACAAACCCGCAACUCAGAGCGGCGAUCAGCGAGAUAACUGCGCUAGCGCGAGAGUACCGCCGUGGAGAAGAAUCACGGACUGAAGAAGGGAGUGGUCCGCCCGGCGUGGGCGUCGAGCCGGAUACCGUCCAGGACGGCGCAGCAGUCGCGAUCGGGGAGUCGGCGACUAUCGAAAGCGAAGACAGGGACUGGCGCGACCUAGACGACUUCCAUAUCCCGGGCGAGUUCGGGGAUCCAGAGAGCGGAUGGGGCGCCGACGGCGAAGUGUUCUUUGACGCCGAAACGACCGUGACGCUGGACCCCCGGGUCACGGCAUUCCUGUACCAGCUGCGCGAUGCCAUCGCCAGAAUGCAAGAGCAGGAGGGUUACCCCGCGGCCAUGGCGUGGCUGCUGGACACGUUUGCGGCGUACGAGUACGAAGUGAUCUGUCGGACACAUCCUGAGCUGGCGCCGGACUACCCCUACCAGCCGCGCAUGACGCCGACGCGCCGCAUCCUCGCCAACCUCGUGACGCUGGCGGAGCGCUUCGCGGCCCACCGCUCCCUGGGCCCCGUGCAGCAGUCGAUCAACAAGUUGUACGCGUACGUCCUCGAAGACGUGGUAUCCCGCGCCCUGUCGAUUGAGAUUGAUGGGUUCAUCCGCCAAGUCUUCCUAGAGAAGGGGUACGUGUCCACCGACGCGUGUGUCGUGCGCGCCGCGCAGCUCUGGGACCGCUUGAGCGCCUGGCUGUCAAACGAAGUACAUGCGGCGCAGUGGAACGCCGCGUGGGCGGGCAUGGCGCAUUUCCUGGGCAUCGAGGCCAUCGCCAUCUCCCGUCCCAAACUCGCGAGCUGGUUCUCAGACGACCCGCUCACGCAGGAGCUCGAGACACGCUGGACUGCCGUCACCGACGCCCUGCUCCUAGAUAACAGGCGGCUGGCGCUCAAGCGCAGCCUGUGGUCGGAGCUGGGACGGCUGGCCGCGUCCGCGAUCAACUGGCGCGGCUUUGUCACCUUGCCCCGCAUCGAGCUCGUCACGCCCGGCAUCGAGCUUAUCCUGGAGAACGUACAUUUGUCGCUAGCGAACCUGUUCCCCAGUAUCCUGGACGUCCAGGUAUAUGACCGGACGCGAUUCAGCCCGUUCGCGGACCUGCGCGCGAGUUGUGCUGCAGCAAACAAGACGCGCCUCCGCGUACGAGGCGAGCAGAUUCAGGCAGAUAUGCGAGACGCCCUUAUUUCUCUAAGGUUCGCCAAGCUAGGCUUCUCCGACCAAGGGCGAGCGGAUAUUGCUCUGACACGCCGCGGGAUCACAUUUGACAUCGAGCUCGAGUUCGACACGCACCCCGACGCGAAGCACAUCAUCACGGCGACCCGGAUUGAUUUCGGCAUCGACGAGCUGUCGCUCACCGCGAAAGGGACCCGCCGAGACGGGCUGUACGCCGCUCUCCUCCCGUCUCUUGGUGUGCCAUUCCUCAAGUGGCGCAUGGCGUCGAAGUGGAAGCAGAAGCUGGCCCGUGGGAUCCGGUACCUCAACACGGAGCUGUGCGAGCUGCGCGACCGUCUCAACGUUGAGAAGGGGCGGGCGGGAAGCAGGGAUAUGCGCGCGAGCACGCGCCUGUUGAAAGUCACCGCUGAGCGGCUGCAAGAGUUCCGGUCCGUCGUUGCAGAGCGCAAGGGGCGCAGGAAGCGCGCGAUACGCGCCUAUCGUCGAGAACGGGGAUAUGGGAGCAGCUCCAAUGCCUCAGACACAUCAUCCUCGGACGAGAGCAGCGACGACGAAGUGGGGCCGGGCGAGCCGGACGUCCUGCGCGGAUUUCGCAUCUCCUUCGCCCUUGCGGACGCCAUCCUCCCGCACAUCACCGCCGAUCCUGAGCGGUCGCUGCUGUAUCGCCGCGAGAGGGCCGAGAAGGCGGCGCGGCGGGCGCACCUGGAUAAUGGGAGAUCACACACUUUUCAGCUGCACGGCAUGACGACCUGGUCACCAGUCGCGCACGUGCAGUGA